UCAAACCUUUUGAUUAAACGAUAAUACAUACAAUGCUAACGCUGAUAGUUUUGAGUUCACUGGUACUUGGGGGCCUCGCCAGUCCGGUUGAUGUUCAGCCUGAAAUUAUCAUGGAUUCAACUGGCCAUCCGCAUCUAGUUAAUCUAGAUCCAUACGAAAUAAAGGAUGUCGAAUUCGAGCCCCUCUUCAAUGCCGAGGAGGAUAUGUCCUUCCGACUGUUCACUCGUCUGAAUCCAGAUGUAGGCCAAGUCUUGCGUUGGAACGAUCCUUCAAGUAUUUUCAACUCAAAUUUCAAUCCGAGCCAUCCAACACGCUUCACUAUCCAUGGCUGGAGGGCUGACGGUGAAUCCGAUCUGCAUAGCAUGAUUCGCUAUAACUAUCUCGCGAGAGGUGAUUUCAACGUUAUCAGUGUCGACUGGGGACAAGGAUCGAAAACUAUCAACUAUUACACCGCCAGGAAACGAGUUUCGGAAGUGGGAGAUCUCGUAUCGAGACUAAUCGUUACACUGAGCGACACCACUGGGAUUUCUCUCGAUAGUAUAAACGUUAUUGGUCAUAGUCUGGGUGCUCACGCCGCUGGUAACGCUGGUAAAUAUCUGAACGGUGCUCUAAACACGAUCGUUGGCUUGGAUCCAGCUGGUCCGUUCUUCUCCGAGGGUCAUGAUGAUAUAUUGAGUAGUGGAGAUGCUCGGUACGUCGAAGCCGUUUCCACAAACGCCGGCACGUUGGGAUUCAAGCAGCCACUAGGUCAUGCUAACUUCUAUCCGAAUGGAGGUAAAUCCCAACCAGGAUGUGGAAUUGAUCUUAUUGGAACAUGUGCGCAUUCCCGGUCAUACGAAUAUUUCGCCGAAUCGUUGAUUACUAGAGUAGGUUUUGUGGCGAUAGGGUGCGAAACUGUUGAUGAUGCUAUUGCCGGAAGGUGUAACGGGCACGGCGCAAUAAUGGGAGGUGAGCCGUCAAAUCGUGGAUUCGAUGUCUAUGGGAUUUUUAGAUUCAACACGAACUCCGCAUCACCGUUUGCACAGGGUUAUGUAUAUUGAUUUUGGGAUGUAACUUACAUUAUGUUGUAAAACGAACUUGUGAUAUUGAUUAUAUUGAUCUUAACUACUGUUAUAUGAAUAAUACAUUUAAAUUCAUU
Molecule: messenger RNA, 1138 nt
Organism: Toxorhynchites rutilus septentrionalis
Lineage: Eukaryota; Metazoa; Arthropoda; Insecta; Diptera; Culicidae
Product: pancreatic triacylglycerol lipase-like
Exons: 2
Coding region: 33-1040 (335 amino acids)
Biological process (GO): lipid metabolic process
Molecular function (GO): lipase activity
Source: RefSeq, a predicted model, not a curated record